AUGCCGGCUGCCGGCAGUACACAUUCGCAGAAUGUACCAUUAAUUAAGAUUUGGUGUGCUGUUCAUCGGUCAAAUCUUGCAUGGAAAGAUGUAAGUUCUACCGUAGUAGAAGUAUCUCAUAUCGUAAGUAAGUUAUCAGGAAUUUCUGCUUUUUUCCACAACUCAGCACUUCGAACUAGAGAACUACAACAACUGUCUAAGGAAAAUAAUUUACAGCUUUUAAGGAUACCAAAAUUUUUUCAAGUGCGAUGGACAGAAUUUUCUUUUAGUCUAGUUAACGCAAUAUUAAUUUCAUGGAAAGCUCUGGUUAUUUAUAUGCAAAAUUCUAAAGAGAAAGAAUCCAACGAAUUUUUAUUAUUAUUAACAAAUAAGGACACUAUUUUUUUAUUAGCAUUUUUGGCAGAUGUAUUGGCCAUUUUUAGUCGCUAUCAACAAACUAUUCAAAGUGAUAAAAUAACGGUUUUGGAUCUUGUUAAACAUACUGAGUCAGUUAUAAACAAAAUUAAAUCAUUGAGUUCAAUUAAUUUAGUUGGUGGUUGGGUAGAUGUACUCGAAGAUGAACAUAAAGGUACCGACGGAAAAGUUCUAAAAGAUAUAAAAUUAAUUGAUUUCCAAGAAAAACUAAAACAUAGGCAUAAUUUGUAUGUAACUGAAAAUAGAUCUGUAAGUGCUAUAUGCCAUUAA
Molecule: messenger RNA, 684 nt
Organism: Macrosiphum euphorbiae (potato aphid)
Lineage: Eukaryota; Metazoa; Arthropoda; Insecta; Hemiptera; Aphididae
Source: the annotation of a GenBank genome assembly